Molecule: messenger RNA, 1392 nt
Organism: Symbiodinium sp. CCMP2592
Lineage: Eukaryota; Dinophyceae; Suessiales; Symbiodiniaceae
Source: the annotation of a GenBank genome assembly
AUGUCUGCGACUCCCCGCUUUCCCUACAACUCGGCGCAAGUCUUCUCUUACCAGGUGACGACACGGCCACGCUCCGCCCCGUUUAAGAGGGCAACGCGUCCGUCUUCUCAGCGCGCUGCGCUGUGGCGUACAACCCCAGCAAGGAGGCAGCGCGCCGAGAGAGCUCCAAAGGACGCUAUCCCUCGAUCUGCCCAUGUCGACAGCGAGUCUGAAGAGGAGGCUCCUGAUGCGCAUGCAGCAGGACAAGGAGAAAAGGCAGAAACGCGUGCCGCUCGCUCCUGGCACAUCCCCGACCUUCAGAUCCGGGAGCUGGUGAAAGGAUGGGAAGCAGAGGCGGCCACCCCCGAACCGGUGCUGCCCCGCGCCGCCACUGCAUCUCCCUCCGCUUCCCAGGUCAAUCGGCCAUUGCUUGCUUGUUCUCGUCGGAAGCGUGUACCCGCCACCCCCCAGCGCCCGAUGACGUGCGAGCCGCUGGUUUCCGAGGAGCCAAUGCUGGCAGCGGACGAAGAGGCGGAGGAGAGAGCUCGGGCAGAGUUCGAGGAAGCCGAGCGACAGCGCAUCAAGUACUACUUCAGAGAGGCGGUGGCGGCGGAGCAGCAGGCAACCGUCACAGAGGCAGAGCUUCAGAGAUGUGCCUCUGCGCCGACGGGACCCGGAGGCACCGCCAAGAAGCGCCCGGCGCUUCCCCGACGGAAUGGUGAGCUCAAGCAGCUCGAGAGGGAAGCCAAGGCUGCGAAGGAGGACACACGGCUGACGCUGAACUUCGUGGACACAGGCGACCGAUACGUCGUGCGCGUGGAUCCGGACCUUCCUAUUGGGCCAGUGCCAGGCCAAACAGGAGGAGACAAGCCGCCGUCCCUGAAGGAGAUCAUUGAGGACAUCUCGGGGAUUGCUCCGUCUCAGCAGAUCCUGUUUUGCCAUCGCGCCAAGAUGGGCCAUGACAAGUACACUUUGCGUUCCUACCAUGCGCACCAGCAUGCCCAGAUCUACGUGCGCUUCGCCAAGGGCACAGUCGAAACUCCGUCGAUUCUUCAUGCUUGCACGGCCAAGUGGCGGCAGCAGCAAGCGAUUCGAAACAAUCGCCGCGAUCGUGCCAGGGCCUGCAGUGAAACGAACUCGAAGCACCAGGUGAUGCCAGACUGGCAGAAAUGCGUGGUUCCAACGAACGGCACAUUCUUCCAGUAUGCGCGAAGAGGCAUCGAAGGGAAGUUGGCGCAGUGUUUCGACCUCCAUCACGUGGAGAAGACUGCGGGCAUCAGGACGCAUCUCUUCCACGAUCCCUUCGCGAGCUUCGGUGACUACCACACCUGGAGACCCGAGCAUGGAGUCGCCGAAUGGGAUCGACUGCGCAGCGGCCCGGCGUAUUCGCACAAGAUCGACUACGCAACCUAA